AUGACAUCAUCCUCCUCCAAUGAAGUUGUAGUCAUGAGGGACCCAGAAAAGGGGUAUGCAUUGUGCAGAGAAUUUGUAACAGCAACCAUUCUUCCACGUUUUCGUAGAGCUGUUGUUCAAAUGUUGACCCUUCCAAAUCAUUACAUAAUAAGCGCGUUACAUGAAACAGUGAUAUCUAUUGAAAACGUUAUUGACAAGAAAAUUCGAAAAAUUAUGGUUGGAAAUAACCAUAGUGCCGAAUAUCUUAGAACGAGGGUUCUACAUUUUGCUGGAAAUAUACUGUUUAAAUCUGAUAUAGAGAGGAAAAUGAAAAUGUUAAUGAGCAAUGCAUUUAAAGUAAGCUUUCUUUUAUAUGAAACAUUGGAAGAAAAGGAUAACGAAAUAUCUGUUUGUCAUGAGUCUGUGCUUGUCAUGCUUCGAGAAACAGUAAUGCAUUUAAUAGACCCGAACAGUUUCGAUGUUAUGUCAGUCGUAUUCCAAGCUCAUAAUCAAGCAGUGUGGCAUAUCAUUGCUAAUAUGGCAAAACGUAAAUGUGCAAUAUCAACAGAAUUGAUAUCACUAUCUGAUAACACUAAGCGAUGUCAACGCAUUACGGAUUGGACUGUAAUAAUAGGUUUAUCACGAUUGAAGCCGACAAAAAAAACUCUUCAACAAGCAAUGGAAAAAUGUUUUAUAACUACGCUUGCUGAGAAGAUCUACAACUUUGUAAUAGUUGAAUAUCCGCAGUCAAGUGGAGUGAUCGAUGAUUUACGUUGUUGCAUGCAAAAUAAUGGUGGUUUUGGACGGAUGUUAUUGAUGGAUACAUUAACAAAAGAUGUCGAGCAGAGAUUGCUGCAAGUUGGCGUAGGGACAACAGAAAUUUUGGAGGGAUAUGCUAGUGCAGUCGAGUGCUUACGACGUUUGGAUCCAACAUGUGUAAUUAUGCAACAAAUAUGCUCUAUAAUAAGACAGUACAUCAAACAACGACCCGAUACGGUUCGAUGUAUAAUUACUUAUAUUACCGGUGAAAAACGGGAAGAACUUAGUGAGCAAUUGGCAAUGCGAAGAACGGCUUUUUUGGAUGAGGAAGAGUUGGUAGGAGUGAACGAUGAGCUUGUUCCGGAGCGUAAUUGGAUGGAUUGGCUGCCAGAUCCACCAGAUGCAAAUCCUUGUCAAAGCCGUCGAUAUCGACAGAAUGCAGAUGUUUUUAACAUGCUGGUAUCCGUCUAUGGAAGUAAAGAAAUAUUUGUGAAAGAAUAUCGUGAACUGCUCGCUGAACGACUCACGAAAUCCUGGAAUCGGGAUCCACAGUUUGAGCAACGUUAUUUGGAAUUACUUAAGCUUCGGUUUAGUGAAGGAGAAUUACAACAAUGUGAAGUGAUGCUGAAGGAUAUGCGUGAUUCGGAACACAUCGAUUGCUUAGUGGAUAAUUUGCUGCCAUUUCCAAUCAAUGCGCGAAUUAUAUCAUCAUUUUUCUGGCCAAAGAUUGAAAAUGAAGAGUUCACGAUGCCACAAGCAUUGAUGAUUGGCUUGGAUGAGUAUGCGCGUGGAUUCGAAGCACAUAAGGGAUCUCGAAAGUUGGAAUGGAUGAGUGCUGUUGGCUCUAUCGAAUUGGAAGUAGAAUUGGAUGAUGUGAAGGCUGUAGUUGCUGUAUCACCAGCUCACGCUGCUGUUUUAUCAUUGUUUACUAAGAAAGAAACUUGGACAGUUGAUGAAAUGGCAGCUGAACUAAAAAUGGACAAACGAAAUGUUAAAAAGAGAUUGGAAUGGUGGCAAAACAGUGGUGUUGUAUAUGCUUCUGCGGGCGAAAGUGAAGCAAAAACCUGGCAUCUUGCAAGUGGGACAUCAAAAAUGGAACGUUUGCAAGUUGAACACGAUAUGGAAGAGGAUAUAUCAGAUGAUGACAAAAAUGAAGAUAUGGAAGCAGUUGAUGCAUUGGAGCAAUACUGGAUCUAUACUAAAAGUUUCAUCGCUAAUCAGGAGCCUGUCAAAGCUGAGCGGUUACAUACCAUCUUCAGAAUGUUUGCAAGUCCAGGACAGCAUGGACCCACAUUGGAGGAUGUUGUUGCAUUUUUGCAGCGGAAAGUGAAACUGAAUUUGUUAUCUUGUGUAAAUGGAUUAUACAAGGUUGUAAAAGAUGCACCUGCUCAGUAA
Molecule: messenger RNA, 2133 nt
Organism: Brugia malayi
Lineage: Eukaryota; Metazoa; Nematoda; Chromadorea; Rhabditida; Onchocercidae
Gene: Bma-apc-2
Product: Anaphase-promoting complex subunit 2-like
Exons: 16
Coding region: 1-2133 (710 amino acids)
Biological process (GO): ubiquitin-dependent protein catabolic process
Cellular component (GO): anaphase-promoting complex
Molecular function (GO): ubiquitin protein ligase binding
Source: RefSeq, a predicted model, not a curated record